Molecule: messenger RNA, 1399 nt
Organism: Phytophthora nicotianae INRA-310
Lineage: Eukaryota; Oomycota; Peronosporomycetes; Peronosporales; Peronosporaceae
Exons: 2
Coding region: 54-1304 (416 amino acids)
Biological process (GO): proteasome-mediated ubiquitin-dependent protein catabolic process
Molecular function (GO): protein binding
Source: RefSeq, a predicted model, not a curated record
GGUAUACACUACGUCUUCCCCCUGAAAUAGAUCUCAAUAUCCAAGAAGCGACCAUGGCUGCUGACGACGCCAAGAAGCCCGCAGUCCCAGCGCUGAAGAAGCAGGCCAGCGUGGGAAACAUCUCGGAGGAGAUCGAGGAUGACCUCAGCACACUGCCGAACAUGAAGCUGUCGCAGCUGCACUUCCUACUGCAGCACCAACACUCUUCUGCCUCGACGUUAACUCCUGAGGCUGCUGCCGCCGCUCAGACGCAGGUGCUGGAGAUUAUCAAGCAGAAUGAUAUGGCUCCCUUCUACCGCCUCGUGUGCAGCGAGUUCAACUGGCCUGUCGACGCAGCGCUCGAGGGUGACAUGGCCAACAAGAACGCUACGGAGCUUGCAGCUCUGGACGAGCGACUGGCCGAUGCUGAGCAGAAUUUGGGAGAUAUUGAAGUGCUCGAGGCGCUACUGGCCAAAGCGAGAAUGUACUCGCGCAUCGGAGACAAGGAGAAGGCGCUCGAGGCCUUCAAGGUGGCUGGAGAGAAGCCCCAGUCCAUCAACCAGAAGAUCCUCGUGGCACUGCACGUCAUCCGCAUUGGACUGUUCUUCUCCGAUCUGGAACUGGUGGAGACGUACAUUAAGAAGGCCACAGCACUCAUUGACGAGGGUGGAGACUGGGACCGUCGUAACCGUCUGAAAGUGUAUGAAGGCUGCUAUUUGCUGAUGGCGCGUGACUUUAAGAAGGCGUCCACGCUGUUCCAGGAGUCAGUGGCCACUUUCACAGCCACGGAGCUCAUGCCGUACAACACGAUGGUCUUCUACUGCGUCAUCACGUGCGUACUUAGCAUGAGUCGCGUGGACCUGAAGAAGAAGAUCGUGGACUCGCCCGAGAUUUUGGCAGUCAUCAACGAGAUCCCGUGCCUGACAGACUUUCUGAACGGUCUGUACGACUGCGACUACAAGAAAUUCUUCACGGCCAUGGUGGAGAUCCAGCCUUAUAUCCUGCGGGACAAGUAUCUGUCGACCCACUCGCGCUUCUUGUACCGCGAGCUGCGUGUGCUCGCCUACGCCCAGUUCCUGGAAGCCUAUCGCAGUGUGACUAUCGCCUCAAUGGCCGCUGCAUUUGGAGUGAGCGUUGAGUUCUUGGACACGGAGCUUGCACGAUUCAUCGCUGCCGGUCGAUUGAAUGCCAAAAUCGACAAGGUGGCUGGUGUUAUUGAGACCAAUCGCCCAGACGCCAAGAACGCGCAGUACCAGGACGCUAUCAAGAAGGGAGACUUGCUGCUUAACCGCAUUCAGAAGCUUGCGCGAGUAAUCAACGUCUAGAUAGCUCGACUCCGUUCAACUGUACUGUGUUGGUCGAUGCUAGAUCAGCUUCAUGAAGGAAUAAUGAAUGGGAACGCAGCUCAUUAACUACAUGG